AUGAGUUCCCAAAACAGCUUUGGCAAUGCUUCCCUGGGCUCGAACACCGUUAGCGCAGGCAACGCGACGUCCAGUUCCACGGUCCGAUCGCGUCCUCGCCGAUUAGUUUCGCUUAUGGAUGAUGACGACGACAGCAGCGACAGCAAUAGCUACGCUUACCAAAAUGACUCGCAACCAUUUGCCUCCGGGUUGUCCUCGAAUCUCUCGUCAUCCGAGAUCGGUGCCACUCGUUCCCGUGGUGCCACCCCCUCCCCUUUAUCGUCUCGUGGAGUCUCGCCGAUGCCUAUGAAACAUCCCUCCCGCGCCAACGCAUCAAGGAAUCGCAGCGACUACAACGAGGCUUCUUUGUUUGGCUGGAAUGGAUCAUCGAAAGCGUCUUCGUCGCGCGGCGCCGCUGACUUUUUGGACUCGUCGUGGUCGUCGCUCCAGAGUCUAGCAUCUUCGGUGUUGGGGAGUGAAUCGGGGCGAUCUACGCCAAAUAACACGACAAAUACGCACACGCGGAGGAAACCAUCUCGGUCAGACAAGCGCCCCUCGUUCGAAUCCUGCGACGUGGGGUCCUACGACCCCUCCAUCCCAGAAGUCGGAGCUGGAACCAAGGAAGAGCGACAAGCUUUCGUGCAAGCAAAGAAACGGGAGGCACUAUUACUCGCCGAUGCCGAUCCGAUGGCGAGUCCCAGCCGUCGGCAUAAACGACGAGACUCGGGUGAUUAUUUCGAUCAAGGGCCUGACCCGGACCAAGAUGAGGAUGCGCUGGCCUAUAUUCAUCAUGUGCAAUCGUCGGAUACCAUCACAGGUGUGACGAUCAAAUACGGCUGCCAGCCUGCAAUCUUUCGAAAGGCCAACGGGUUCUGGCCCAGCGACAGCGUUCAAAGCCGAAAGACGGUCCUCCUCCCUGUUGACGCUUGCUCUGUGAAAGGACGGCCCAUUCGUCCGACAGAAAGCACGGAUUUACUAGACACCGAUUCCGAGGACCCGAAUGACAGCUCCAUCGCCCCCGCGUCUGGUUCUAAGGGUGUCCUGUCACCAGGACCAACAAUGACAUCGAGUGGGUGUGAAGCGGAGGCUAAUCGGAUCUGGAAACAUGAGUCGUCGGUGGAAAUAGACGGGUUUUCAGCGCCAGUGGAAAUUGGCCGCGUUCCUCGAAGGGCACUGGGAUUUUUUCCUCGCACGCGCCGAAAAUCGACGUCUUAUACCGAUGCCGAACCCCUCUCUAUCUCUUCCCGAGAAGCAACCCGGGACUCCUCCCCAUAUGGAUCACCGCAACCACCAUCAUCUCCGGGAAUUCUUCCUCGAACUCGAAUACAGGGGGAUCAACCGAGUUCAACAGACACACUUGCCUCUCGUUCUCGCCAUCGCCGGCAACGCAGCAGCAUCCACCUCACCGGCACAGGGGUAGGCACACUGGAUCAUUCUUCAACGGCCCCUGGCCCUGCCUUGGAUGGUCUGAGCCGGUUCUUUGCCCAGCAUAUGCCCGCCCUGGCACCCCCUCAACCUCCACCCAACGUACGACGAUCCUCGUUUGACUCCGCAUCGACUGUCACAUCCAAUGCAUCGACCGGUCUUGAGAAUAUCGGCGGGGCUCUCGAAGGAUGGGUUCGAAAGGUGACGAUCCGUGCCAAAGCUGGCAUCAACGAACUGCAGCAGGGGCCCACGAAUCAGCAGGGCAGCAGCCGAGGUCGUAAUAUGUGGGGCUUUGGCGAUUUGAUCGAGCUAGAUGAUGCCCGCGAGGAACGGCAGUCGCCCAGUCCAUUAAGAGCCCCGCGAAGGUCCGACUUGCAAGGGACCUCGUCGUCUUCGUCCUCUUUCCGAUUGAACAGUCCUUCAGCGUCCGCGGCGAGCAGGUCUCGCGCAGCUGGCUUUGGCUCAGGAUCGGCUGCAUAUGGCGAGCGCGUAAAGGACGACUGA
This is a messenger RNA of Penicillium alfredii, 1908 nucleotides long. Its product is annotated as putative LysM domain protein. The transcript has 2 exons. The coding region runs from base 1 to 1908 and encodes 635 amino acids. Lineage: Eukaryota; Fungi; Ascomycota; Eurotiomycetes; Eurotiales; Aspergillaceae. The record is from RefSeq and is a predicted model, not a curated record.